Molecule: messenger RNA, 1528 nt
Organism: Drosophila albomicans
Lineage: Eukaryota; Metazoa; Arthropoda; Insecta; Diptera; Drosophilidae
Gene: Or85d
Product: putative odorant receptor 85d
Exons: 3
Coding region: 210-1472 (420 amino acids)
Biological process (GO): sensory perception of smell; detection of chemical stimulus involved in sensory perception of smell
Cellular component (GO): plasma membrane
Molecular function (GO): odorant binding; olfactory receptor activity
Source: RefSeq, a predicted model, not a curated record
UUUAUUUCGACUUAGGCGCAAUUAGACACGCCCAUUCAGCCAAACAGCAAGCAACUGUUACUGUUCACAGGACCAAUGCUAAUUGAGAGAUUCGUAGGCCUAAUCAAUUGGGCGUGGCUGUGGCUUCAUAACUGUCAAUUAUCAAAUCGUCGCUGGUCGCUAUAAAAGCUCUUCAAGCUGCACACAACAAUGCAGAGUACUCUACGAAAAUGGUCGGAAAAUUAGGGAGAUACACGGAAACAAUGGCGACCAGUGAUAAGACCAUCAAGUUGAAAAAGUUUUUUCAAUUCGUAAACAUCUUUUACUUAUCCAUCGGCAUGGUAGCCUACGACACAGAGGAAUGGAACAACAGACACACGCCAGAGGUGCGCAAGUGGACAAGUCGCCUGUUGAGCUGGAUUUUCAUUUGCCAAGUGCUAAAUCUGAAUUUGGUGCUCAUCUCGGAACUGAUCUAUGUGGGAUUAGCAUUUGCCAGCGCCAACAAUUUCUUGGAGGCCACCAUGAAUCUCUGUUUCAUUGGAUAUGUGGUUAUUGGUGUAAUCAAAAUACGUGACAUUUGGUCUCAGCGAUCUCAGCUGACGCUCGUUGUCGCUCAACUACAGCGACUACAUCCAACGAAUGCGGGAGAACAGGGCGAAUACUUAAUGGAUAAAUAUCUGCGCGAUUAUCGAAAAGUUAGCAUCUUCUAUUUCUCGAUGUAUCUGGUGCUCAUUUGGAUCUACAACUUGUAUUGGGUCUUCUACUAUUUGGUCUACGAUUUUUGGCUUGGCAUACGCACCUUUAAGCGCAUGCUACCCUAUUACUGCUGGACACCAUGGGAUUGGAGCACCAAUUGGAGUUAUUACGUCAUGUAUUUUUCACAGAAUUUGGCUGGACAAACGUGUGUCUCAGGUCAACUGGCUGCGGAUAUGUUUAUGUGUGCUCUGGUCACACUGCUAGUCAUGCAUUUUAAACGCCUGGCCACACAGAUCGAACAGCAUGUGGCUGGGCAGCAGUCGCCAGCAAAAGAUCUUACCUUUCUACAAAAGAACAUCGUCUAUCAUCAACGUUUGCUUGUACUUUGCGAGGAUGUCAAUCAAAUCUUUGGCAUCUCAUUGUUUUGCAACUUUGCCAGCUCAUCGUUUAUCAUUUGUUUUAUGAUCUUUCAAAUUACGAUUGGCGGCAACAUCGAUACGCUGGUGAUGCUGGCGUUUUUUCUCUUCUGCGCCAUGGUGCAGGUAUUCAUGAUUGGCAGCUACGCACAGCGUCUGAUUAACGCAAGCCAACAAAUCGGUCAAGCUGUAUACAAUCAUGACUGGUAUGGCGGUGAAUUGCGCUAUCGUCAAAUGUUGAUUCUUAUAAUCAAGCGUGCUCAACGUCCAAGCUAUCUCAAAGCCAGCAUAUUUUUAAAUGUUUCACUAAUAACUGUCACGGAUCUUUUGCAACUUUCAUACAAGUUUUUUGCCUUGUUACGCACUAUGUAUGCUAAGUAAAAAGAAUCAACAUAGUGACGUAGCUUUCAGCUUUCAGUCAUACUUCAUAGUGCAAG